AUGGUCGCGUUUAAGCGGUUUUUCCAGGCGGAAAAGAGCCCAUCGGGCUCUCCAGGAGGGGACACUCGCGCAGGCAGUCUAAGACAUGUUAGUCUUCCCUCCUCCAAGUCUGGAAGUAUCAAAAGUGCCCGAUCCCGUGGCGUCGAGCAGCAGUUCCAUAAAAUCGAAAAGCAAUUCGAAGUCAUGCACGACCAGUUGCAGGCUCGUCCAAUGUCCCCUCGUUCCCAGGCGGCGCCCUCGCGGGGCUCCAGUCGACUGACCGAGCGAACACCGCGCCAUGUUGACCUGCUGGACGCGCUGUUCUCGUCGCAUCGGUACCACAUGCAGUCGACGACCUCGUUGUCGCCAACGACGCCGUACAACGAAGACAUCGCGGAGCGGAACAUGACCCAGUUUCUCCAAUGUCCGCCUCAGCCCCCGCCGCCGAAGAAAAAUGUCUACAGUCGGCUUGUCUCUGCGUUGUACCAGGAAGACGUCGCAGACAGGAACAUUUCACGAAAUAAGAGUUUCCGUUCGUUGUCUCGCCGGAAGAGUGGUCGAAGCAGAGGGCGGAGCUUCCAGUCUACCUCGCAAUACUCUCCGGAUAGUCCUGGCUCUCGUCCACGAUCCAGAGCAGAUGAGAAUCAGGCGUCGACGGCACCGCUUGGAAGAGCCCCAAGCUCGAAAGGCUCGUCCGCUGAGCCCGUCGAGGCUAUAACCGCUUCACGGCAGACCACCCCGAAUGGCAGCCCGCUCCGUCAACAGAGGUCGGCGCCAAUGCUUCUCAGCGAACAGCAACAUGAACCUAAAAGGGUGACUUCGGAACCGACCCUCCAGGUGCCGCCGUCAUAUAAACAGGGCAAACGAUGGAGCAACACCCCUCUACCUGAUAGCCCAACGUUGCCAAUGAUGGUGAGGCGGGACGCGGAUCCCAACGAGAACCAACCCGUGCAAGAAACACAAUCGAAGACGACCAGAAACCAAAACACGAGUCCGACUCCUCAAAGCCACCGACCGCCAAUGGCCCCUAGGUCAGGGUCGAAGAAGAACGUACGGGACCUAUCCAUCGACACCGAACUAGCAUCUCGUGGCCAUUCUACAAAGAUUGGCCACCGUGCUAUCCAACCCCCAACUCCUAGCAACUACGAAAUGAAGCAAACCCCCAACAUCGCAGAGGUCAUGAACAGCCCCUUGCCAGCUGCUACUCCCACGUCUCUAUCCCCACUGCCCCCGACAGACCAGAAGAUCGCCGAGAUCAUGGACAUGUUCCGUCAGGCAUACAGCUCUACCCAAGCGGUCACGCCCCAUCCUACAUUCGAGACUCUCCAAGAUGCGAUCAUCCGGGAAAUCAACUCCCACGAGGCCUUCCAGCGCGUCCCGGUCCCCAACCAAGGACCCCCUUUCACUCCCUCUCCCACCCAAGCAUGCUUUGACCGCGCCGCCAGCGGCGCAAAAUCCCCCGCCCCAGGAUCAACCAGAACCCUCUCCUUGAAAGACAGCCAGCUCUCCAAGCUGAUCAGACGGGGCUCCUUCAAGAAACACCGAGGGGGUUCGGAGGCGAACCGCAGUAUCUCCACCAGCGUGCCAUCGAAGGUCUUGCGCCGCCCCUCGGAAGCUACCACCCCAACCCGCCGACGACACACCGACGCUCCACCCCCCUCGCCGGGAUUCUUCGACUCCAUGGUUCCCCAGGAGGCCCCCCGCGAAGAACCAGUGACCUACAUGGACAUUCUCCUCCGCUCCCAGAAAUCCGCCCCCGGCUUCCCAUCCCGUCCCAACCCCGUUCCUGAACCCCCCAAGAAUCUUGGUCACUCCCACUCCCUGGGCACGGUCUCCUUGCACAGCGCGUCGGACGCCGCCGCCUCGCCCUCGGUGUACUACAUGCGCGCCCAGACCUCCGCUUCCUCCAGCGACAGCCACCCCAGCUUCUCCGUGGACGACAGUGACGAGGAGGUCAUCCAGUUACCCAGCGUGGGUAUCCCGCACGUCCAGAUCCAGGGCGUCGACGAGAACAACGUAACCUACAUCGCCGAGAACACCACACCGCAGAACGCAUACCGGCUGAUGAAUUGGCCGCAGAAGGCCCGGCGGAGCGUCAGUCUCCGCGGGCAUGUGCCUGCCGCGCAUGAGAAUCGCCAUCAGCAUCAGCACCAUUCCUCGCGGCCUUCUUCAAAGGAUAGUAGGAAUGUGGUCCGCGGUGCGCGUUCAGUGGAGUCUUAUUGA
Molecule: messenger RNA, 2202 nt
Organism: Aspergillus terreus NIH2624
Lineage: Eukaryota; Fungi; Ascomycota; Eurotiomycetes; Eurotiales; Aspergillaceae
Exons: 1
Coding region: 1-2202 (733 amino acids)
Source: RefSeq, a predicted model, not a curated record